AAUCUUCACAUGUUGAUAGAUUCACAUUCACUGAUAAUAGUGAAUAUCUCAAUAUUGAAUCAUUGAUCAAAAACUUGAAGAACAUGAUAAUGAAGGAAUUAUUCAUACUAUAUAUAACUGAGUCUCUUAUAUUCUCUUCUGUCUCUUCUACUGCUGUUUCUCUCUCUGCUGCUCUCUCUCAAUCUUCUAUUCUUCUCCCUGUUUUCAGUUCUCUCACUUUCACUAUCUCUGUUCUCAUGACUCUUACUUCUGCUACUUCUUCUCUCUCUGUCUCUGCUGCUGCUUCUGCUUUUAUUAUCAGCUCUUCUUAUUUCAAGAAGAUGUUAUAUAGACUUGAUAAAUUAUGUUUCUCAAGAAUCAUUUCUCUUCUUAAUAGUGUUAAAAUCAUAAAUAUCUGUGUUUUCAGAAAUGAAAAUACAGAUAUUAUACUCUUUUACACUCAUAGAUAUGAGACUUAUACAUCUUAUCUGAGAU
Messenger RNA from Blastomyces gilchristii SLH14081, 474 nucleotides. RefSeq lists its product as uncharacterized. The transcript is spliced from 3 exons. The annotation marks the transcript as partial. The record is from RefSeq and is a predicted model, not a curated record. Lineage: Eukaryota; Fungi; Ascomycota; Eurotiomycetes; Onygenales; Ajellomycetaceae.